Molecule: messenger RNA, 967 nt
Organism: Puntigrus tetrazona (Sumatra barb)
Lineage: Eukaryota; Metazoa; Chordata; Actinopteri; Cypriniformes; Cyprinidae
Gene: rab20
Product: RAB20, member RAS oncogene family
Exons: 2
Coding region: 1-723 (240 amino acids)
Biological process (GO): intracellular protein transport
Cellular component (GO): endomembrane system
Molecular function (GO): GTP binding; GTPase activity
Source: RefSeq, a predicted model, not a curated record
AUGUCUCAAGCCUCAAGGACCAAGAAACCCGACGUGAAACUCGUCAUUCUGGGGGACAUGCACGUGGGAAAGACUUCUCUCCUCCACAGAUACACGGAGAGGAAAUUCAAGGACACUAUAAGCACAGUCGGAGGGGCGUUCUUCCUCAAACAGUGGGGACCCUACAACAUUUCUAUAUGGGACACCGCAGGUCGAGAGCAGUUUCAUGGCCUGGGCUCCAUGUACUGCCGCGGCGCGGCCGCAGUCAUCCUCACUUACGACGUCACCAACUGGCAGAGCCUGGCUGAGCUGGAGAACCGCUUCCUGUCCCUGACCGACACGGCCAACACCGACUGCAUAUUUGCCAUCGUGGGCAACAAAGCGGACCUCACCGACGCUCUCGCUCAAGACACAGACACGGAGAGCGAGCAGGCCGCGGUCACGUGUCCCACUCCUCCCUCCACCCCGCUGCAGCACAAACAGGUCAGCAGAGAGGACGCCCUGGCCCUGUACGCCCGCGUGCUCCGAUACAAAGGCCUGGAGGAGAAGGCCUGUCUGCCUGCUGAGAGGAUGUGCUUUGAGACGAGCGCUAAAACCGGCUACAACGUGGACGCUUUGUUUGAAACCCUCUUUGAACUGGUUCUGCCCUCCAUCCUGAAGAAAAGGAGCGAGGGAGAGAGUGCCACUGUGGACCUGGAGACGCCGAUGGAGGGGAAAAGGACUAAAGCAGGAUGUUGUGCCUAGAGCUGAACAAACAUAGGAGACGCGAGGAUUGUGGGAUUGAUGUAAAUCCGUGCCAAAGGAGGAAUGGAUCAAAAUCGUGCCUAAAACUAGGAUUCAUGCGAGCUACUGCUAUGUACUUUUUUUUUUUUUUUUUUCUCCAGAGCAGUAUUAAAAACAUUUGGGAUGAAUUAAAAGAGAGAAGCACUUGAUGAUCAUACAGAAUAGCUGAUUUGUUUCCAUUUUAAUAAAAUAUAUUAAAAAUCUU